Messenger RNA from Chaetomium fimeti, 1167 nucleotides. RefSeq lists its product as uncharacterized. The coding region runs from base 1 to 1167 and encodes 388 amino acids. The transcript is spliced from 3 exons. The record is from RefSeq and is a predicted model, not a curated record. Lineage: Eukaryota; Fungi; Ascomycota; Sordariomycetes; Sordariales; Chaetomiaceae.
AUGGCGGACGAGUACCUCAUCCGCGUAACCGCCGGCACAGACUACGACCCAGACUCGCACAUCGAGGUGCCGGUCAACGACCCCAAACCGGUACGUAUCGCCAGCGACCUUCUCGACGCAGACCUGUGUGUGCGGGUCAACAACUACCGCGGCCUGCCCCGCGCCGCGCCCAAGUCGUCGCCGUAUUUUGAGUGCGAGCCGCAUCGGUAUAAUGGGGAUCAGUACUCGAUUGCGGUACGGUUUCGGUUGAAACGGCCUGAGAGUGGUGGGGCUAAGGGGGAGAGGAAGAAGGGCACCGAGGAGGGCGAGGGAACGGAUGCAGAGAACGGUGGUGAACUGAAGGGGGGUGAUGAAGCGGGAGAGCAGCCGGAUGGGGUUCUGGGUACGGAUCUGCAGUUCGGCAACGACUUCGACCAUGCGAUCCGCGACCGACUGCCGCCCGGGUUUGGCACGGCGAUGAACAUCGUCAAGUGGUGGAUCGAUCCCGGGCUGGAGGGGGACCCGUACGCCGACGUGCCCUAUCUUUACGGCCCCGCCCUGAGCUCCUUCAACACGGUCCAUGUUGGUGAGGGCGAGCAGGACGAGGCAAAAGGCGGUUUGUGGUUGGAGGAAGGGGGUGAUGAAGCGGGGAUGGAGUGGCGGAGGGACGUCGGCGCGCCGGAUGAUGCUAAGCAGAGGAUGAAGUGGGCUUUGAGGGCGGAAAAUAAAGAGAAAUGGGUGUGGGAGUAUGACAGGGCGUACGGUGUCGAUUUCUUCAACCCAUACAUUGACUUCAAUGAGUUCGCAUUGCGGUUGCCGGGAUUUAACUUACCGAUCAUGAAGUAUUGGGAUGGACAGGGGUUGAGGCAUCGCCGCAAACGCUCACAUCAGCUCAGAUACGUCCUCCGCAACCGGUCGACGGGGCAGGUUUAUCUUGUCGUGCUGUUCACCUUGCACUUGGCUGAAGAUGUCAACGAGGAUGGUACGCUGAAGCCUGCGGCGCUGGAAGCUAUGAAACGGGGCAAGGGGCAAAAGGAGCAGGCGUUCCUCGGACCCGAACCGGACCUGGAGCUUGAACCCGACGAGGAAGACUUUAACGAAGAAGAGAUCUUGAGUGAGGCAAGGCGGAAGCUAUCAGGUGUGGAUUUGAACGGCGACAGUGGGACGAAGGCGGACGAUGUAGAUUGA